Molecule: messenger RNA, 2942 nt
Organism: Limulus polyphemus (Atlantic horseshoe crab)
Lineage: Eukaryota; Metazoa; Arthropoda; Merostomata; Xiphosura; Limulidae
Product: DNA repair protein REV1-like
Exons: 12
Coding region: 199-2595 (798 amino acids)
Biological process (GO): error-prone translesion synthesis; error-free translesion synthesis
Cellular component (GO): nucleus
Molecular function (GO): DNA-directed DNA polymerase activity; damaged DNA binding; deoxycytidyl transferase activity
Source: RefSeq, a predicted model, not a curated record
UCUUUAGGCCAACCUGUAGCUGUCACACACUGUAGCAGAUUUCAGCCAAAGCCUAGAAAUGGUGUAAACAUAGAAUAUGAAAGAAAUUACUACAGAAAUAGGUUAUUUCAAGGCAGGAAGCAAGCAAAUAAAACUUCAGUUGAGGACACUAACAGUAACAGAGUAACAAAAGAAACCCAGAAUUUCAAUGAAGAGAGCAUGGCUGCUGAAGACUGGGGAUCAAUGUCAGAAGUAGCCAGCUGUAGCUAUGAGGCAAGAAAGGCUGGAGUAAAAAAUGGAAUGUUUCUUGGUGAAGCCUUAAAGCUAUGUCCAUCACUACAAACAAUUCCUUAUGAUUUUGAAGGCUACACUGCCGUAUCCCAUACUUUAUAUGACACGGUUGCAAGCUACACGCUUGACAUUGAAGCUGUGAGCUGUGAUGAACUGUUUGUUGAUUGUACGGACGUUCUGCAAGAAACUGGAGCCAGUCCUAUGGAAUUUGGUACAUUUUUAAGAAAAGAAAUUAAGGAAAAGACUGGGUGUGUAGCAUCUGCUGGAUUUGCAUCAAAUAUUCUCUUAGCCCGUCUAGCCACUAAACAAGCCAAACCCAAUGGACAGUUCAAUCUAGAACCUGACAAAGUAAAUACCUUCAUGAAAAAUCAGAUGGUAAAAGAUCUCCCAGGUGUUGGUCCUGCCACAAAAUCCAGGUUAGAAACACUUGGCAUAACCACAUGUGGUCAACUUCAAUCUCAGUCCCUUCAAUUAUUGCAAAAAGAAUUUGGUCAAAAAACUGGUCAGUCUCUAUUUGACCACUGUAGGGGCUUGGAUCACCGUGUUGUAAAGAGUGAAAAAGAACGUAAAUCGGUAUCAGCAGAAGUAAAUUAUGGUAUUCGCUUUGAAAAAUUUUCUGAAGCAGUAGAGUUUAUCAAAGAAUUGUCGUUGGAAGUUCAUCAGAGACUACAGAAAGUUGGUAUGAAAGGCAGGUCGAUUACACUAAAGCUCAAGAUUCGAAAGAAAGAUGCACCAGUGGAAACUGCAAAAUUCAUGGGUCAUGGUGUAUGUGAUAAUGUAGCAAAAUCACUUCUGCUUCACACAGCAACCGACAACCCUGAGAUCAUUAGUCGAGAAUGUGCAUCCCUCCUUCAGAUGAUGAAACACAACCCUCAGGACUUGAGAGGUGUUGGUAUACAAGUUGGACGUCUGGAACCAUCCUCUGCUGAUUUAGCUGCUAAAAGUCGUUCCCUUCUUGAUUUUGUUAGCCAUCAGACUAAAGUAUUGCCAAACAAUCAGUCGGUAACUGUUAACACUGAUGACUUGGUAUCUGAAGGGAAUCAGAAAAUACCACUUCCUACUCAAGAAGAUCUAAUUCUGCCUUCCCCAUCGCAGCUUGAUCUGACAGUGUUGGCUGCAUUACCUAAAGACUUACAAGAACAGAUCCAGAGAGCUUACCAUGAUAAACAUUUAUCCAACGUGGGUAGUGAGAUCCUUGCUCAAGCUUCAUGUUCAAAAGUGGAGGUUCUACAGCCAGUCGAAGAAAAAAUUUCUUCUGAGACAGGAGAAAACAGGAAUACAGUGAACAAGACGAAUUGCUUGAAUUCUGGUGAAAUUACCAGUACAGAAAUAACAUCUGAUGCAAAACCAGAACCCAAUCAAAGUGUCCAAUCUCGUGAGAAAAAAUUUUUCUCUAAAAUAGUAGGAAACGAAGAGUGUGUAGAAGAUAAAACUUUUCCUGAACUUAAAGGAGAGAAACUACUUCUAGAAAAGUCAAGUUCUUCUUCAACAGGAAGAAGUGAACGAUGUUUGGAGAACACAAGUUACUUUGUUCCAGAAGAUGGUUUUACUUCUCGAGAAGUAAAAGAGUUGGAGAAGCAAAUGUCAUUAUUUGGAUCAGGAGGAAGUGCCCAGUUAACGAAACAGUUGAGUAAUACUGAAGUAGAUGGUACUGUGCUGAAUAGGGAGAAGGAGCCAGAUACUGUUCCUGAGGUCUUUGACAGAAGUGUGUUUGAAGCAUUACCAGCCGAGCUGCGUUCCGAAGUUAUGGAAGCCUACAUGAACGAAAAAUCAAAUAGUGGUUUGUGCAAUCCUAACAGCAUGGAUGAUGAUUUUAAGGAAGAUGCAAAAACCUACAGAUCUUUAUUCAGACCUGAUCGAGUAAAUUCUCCCAAAAAGAAACAAGUGAAAAUAAGAAGACCACCGAAGGUUAACCAGUACAAACAAACCACUAGGAUCACUGAUGUUCAUGGUUUACAGAAGAAGGUACAUCCAGAUGAGAGAAUACAGGAAGUAAUUAAUGAAAAUGUCUCUAACCUUCAGUGGACUCCUGCAAGCAUCUGUGGGCAAACACAAAUAGAAGAUGUGAAAUCUUUAAUGAAAGAAUGGAUUGAGUCUACUCCAGAGCCAGAAGUUAAAGAUAUGGAAGUAUUUGGUGAUUACAUACUAGAUGUAGUGGAGGAAAGAGAUUUGGAAAAAUUAGAUCUGUUGAUCAAGUACUUUCACAGGUUAGUGAAAAGAAUUCAAAAACCUUCCUGGGAAGAUGUGUACAUGUCAGUUGUUAACAAAAUGCAAUCCAAAGUUGUACAAAUGUAUGGAUGUGCUCUACAGAUUGAUGUAUUUUGACUAAUGUACAGUGUUUGAAAUUAGUUUUUAUGUCCUAUAUGAAAUUUAUCCUGGGUAAUGUUUGUACAAAAAAACUGCUGUCUUUUUGCUUGUAUUUAUUUUGAAUCACAUUUUAAAAAUAUUAUUUUAGUGUAUUUAAUAUUUAACUUGUACAAUAACUUGACUGUGCGGUAUUUCCUGUCAAAAAGUGUUUUCUUGCUGAGCAGUCAGCUAGGCUCACUAAUUGGAAGUUUGGAGAAUACCAGAUUAGAGAUUAUAUUGGUCUCUCUUAUCUAUAUCUAGGAUAAUCUAGAACAGUAUUUCUCAACCACUGGUCCAUGGGCUGGUGACAAUUAAUGACAACCUUC